Molecule: messenger RNA, 1631 nt
Organism: Bactrocera latifrons
Lineage: Eukaryota; Metazoa; Arthropoda; Insecta; Diptera; Tephritidae
Product: kinesin-related protein 6
Exons: 4
Coding region: 841-1569 (242 amino acids)
Source: RefSeq, a predicted model, not a curated record
ACGAUUACAGCGAGAAGUGUGCGCGCACGCGUACCUCACCGACUAGUCACCGUUCGCUCGCCUGUUCGCUCAUUUGGCGCCUUUCCUGCCGCGUGCGUGUCGUUGUCCACUGUAGCGGGGGGCGGUCCGGCGCCGCACCACACAUUUCGCCUACUUGGGGCUUGGCGUAUAUUUCAGUCUCUGUGAAACACGUUUGCGCAUUCAGUUGCGAAUUUAAUUUAAGCCGAAGCGGUGCUCGUUGCCACUCACUGCUUUCAGUCGCUUUCGAUUGACUGUUUUCGAAUUUCAAUUUUGUACUUAACUAACUUUAUUUUGUUUUGUUUUGCAACACCAUGCAAUUGAAUAAUAAAAUUUGAGUAGUUUUGAGUGGAAUUUGCGGUCGCAUAAAUUAUUUGUUUGAUGUCCAGCAAAAACAAAAUAACAACCAGCUGAUUGCCACUACACGCGGUGUAAUUUACGGUGUCGUUGAGCUAAAACAAAUAAAUAAAUCGAGAAAAUAAACGAAAUGGGACAGAUUUAGAUGUGAAAAUCGACAUUUGAACGUUUUGGAGAGCGAAAACAGCUGCUCACGUUAAGCCAACAGCUCACCGGUUGCCGCCUUUCACCAUUUCUCGCUUAAGUGAUUUGUGUACUUAUGAGUCCAGGCGACGGGUUUCGAUUGUAAAUAAAUACCGUUUAUAUCAGAAAGCGCUUAAAAGCCGAUUAACUGUAAAUUUUAAAUUUCGGUUGUUUUUGCUGUGUGUGUGCUUAAGUUGUGUUGCAGUUUUGUUGAAAAGUAAAUCGCGAAACUAUUCCCUUUCUAACCAACUUCCAGCACGAAUAUCAAAAGCCAGCAACAACAUGUUUAAUCCGCGAAGCCAACUAGAUAAGAUCAUCAUCACAGCAAUGGAUCGUUUCGUGUGGUUCGUUCUGCUCGUUGUCAUGUCGCACUUGGUGACCGAGUUCACACGCGUCACCGGCUAUGCGCGCGGCAACCGCCACGAUGUGGUUCUACUCAAUGAUACUUCCCUUCGACCGAUGCCAGUGGCGAAUAUGAUCUUUUACCCCGGCGAGGAGUACGGCCUCUACGACCAGCAGAUGUCGCAAUACAACAACAUAUAUCCAAAUGGCAACUACAACAACAGAUACGGCAACAAUAACAACUAUAAUAACAACAACAAUCCCAACAAUCAACCAAACUCGGAGCCCGCCGCAUUAGGCUUUCCCUUCAGCUUUCGUCCGCUAAUUGACAGUAUCUUCGAGAUUCCGAUAUCCACUCUGCGCGCUGUCAACAAUCUGGUGGGGCGUUUAACCGGCAGCUAUCAACACCAGGUGCCAUCAAUGACCGCAGGCGUGCUCAAGUCCGCGAAUGACAACGCGAACCCGGACGAGCUGCAGGCCCUACGCUCGCUGCCAGCCGGCGGUGGCGUCGAACGCGCAAGGACGGCGAAAACGGCACCAACAGACUUCGACUCUCCCGCGGCGCCACAAUCACAGCCAGACGACACUGACAAUGCUAACAGAAACAAUAUGGGAAGCAAUCUUACCAUAAGGCAGCAAAGGUCGUUGCUGCGUGAGCUGAACGCGUAAAUCGAAGCGCUCUCGGCUGCGCUCAACCACUUUCCCAAGCGAAGAGGAAAUGGGGGGAAGGA